Colletotrichum acutatum is the source of this 1338-nucleotide messenger RNA. RefSeq lists its product as uncharacterized. Lineage: Eukaryota; Fungi; Ascomycota; Sordariomycetes; Glomerellales; Glomerellaceae. The coding region runs from base 1 to 1338 and encodes 445 amino acids. The transcript has a single exon. The record is from RefSeq and is a predicted model, not a curated record.
AUGGCCACAUCAGCGAUCACCAAUGCCGCAUCCCUCAUAGGCCUCCUAUUUGCUUCUUCAUGGCUUACCAGAACACACGCGAAACCUCCACCGUCUGAUACACUGUGGCAAGUAUCACCGCCAUUGGAUUACAACGAUAAACUCUUUGCGGGAUGGAAGCAGAUAUCGGUUAAAGCAGAGAUUCAAAUCUACAACGGAGUGGCCGAGAACCGUACAUACGCGCACCACCCAGAACUCUUUGCUAUCGGUUCCCAUGUCCUUCUCAUUUACUCCUCUGCUCCAGUCGACGAGGAUAGUAUGGGCCAAGACAUAUGGAUCUCGACCUCGAGCGAUAAUGGAUCAACUUGGAGCUCAGGGAGAAGCCUGAUGCCGGCCGCUCUACUUCCAAACCAGACAGUAACGUAUGACUGGAAGUAUUGGUGCGACCGCGGUAUUGCUCAGCGUGCAUGGCAGGCGUUGACCUUCGUACACCUCGAGGGCGAACUUUAUGCCAUCGGCCAAUCAGGUAGUAGGUGGUGUCCAGGUCGGUGGGCAAGUGCAGGUCGAAUUGCACGUAAAAUUUCUCUCAGCGGAGAACCGCUUGCGGAUCCCUGCUGGCUGGAACAGAAUGAGUUCACACGAUCCGAAUUGUAUGCGGAGACCGUGUAUGGCACUGAAUAUAGCAUGGAAUACUGCGCCAGAGCCUGCGAAAUUAACGCAGUUUUGAGGAGACCGGAUGAGGCACCGGCUUGGUCGCCAUGGCUUUACAACAAAGGUCUAUAUGUCGCCGAUGGAUUGCAUCAAAUGGAAGAACAGACCUUUGCCGUUUGGCACAACGACAGUGAUUCAUCUACAGGAGGGUACUGGCAACGACAUUGGCGCGACAUCACUUCAGAGGCAAAUAAUACCCACUCAGUUUGGGUUGAGUAUAACGCAGAUCCAAAGGGGAACGGCUGGUAUCCCAAAAUCAUGAACUCGCACGGCAAUGCGAUUCAUCAAACAAACAUGCCAGAUGCAAAGACAAAACAAUUUCUGGGGAAGCUCGACGAUACCGGCGACAGAUUUCUGUUGUCGAAUCCAAGAUACAAUGCCGCAGACCCUCAGCGACAGCCACUGACCUUGGCAUUAUCCCGAGGAGCCGACCAGACUUAUAAGUGGAUCGGUGUGUUGAGAACGAAUGCGACAAAGGAGAUUGUCCCAGACACGCGUGAUGGAAUCAAGAAUCGGGCGUUUGGCUUUAGCUAUCCUAGCGCAGUUCAGGUUGGCAGGAAGCUGCUGAUUGCUUACAGCGAGAAUAAGGAGAACAUUUGGGUUAGUGUCGUUGACAUAUCCGCACUUCCACAGGGGUCAAUGAGUUAA